UAAAUUGAAAAUUUAUAUUCACUGCUAUUCAGAAACUUUACUCCGUCUGGAAUAUUCGUUUAUCAUCCUCUCUUACUUAUGCAGGAGGCUAAGAUUGUAUGCCCACUGUGAUGAUGGGCUGGCAAACCGUAAGUGGAAUGCCACUGGAUUCCUGCCCCUCUUCCUCCACCAAGCCAGCCCCAGCCUUGCGGUACGAUCUCCUCCAACUUUUUUUAGCCAAUGUUUUUAGCUUAGGUUUCUGAACGAAGAAUUGUCGCAAUCGCUCUCAGCGUCUGCUCAUAUCUGCACCUCCAGCAGCCAGACAUUUGCCUACCUUGUGUCUGCCUUCACAACCCCGCAAAAUGACGGUAGCAUCCAAAAUCACCUCAGUGUUGCUGCUAACUACAGCGGUCGCCGCCGAUUGCGCCAACACCCUCAAGCCAAUUAACGAUGCCAAGCUUGCCAAUGGGUGGUCUUACCGCCCUGUUGCGACGGGAUUUACAAAACCAAGAGGAAUACAAUUCGACAAGGAUGGCGGCCUGCUCGUGGUGGAUGCCAAAGUCGGCAUUUUCCACCUCGCGUUGAAAGAUGACGGCGAUACAUGCGUAACCGCCAAUAAGACAACUCUUCUUCAAAACAAAGGCCUCACACACGGCAUUGCCCUCUCAGAAGACGGCAAGACUCUGUAUGCCUCAACACCAACAAACGUGUACGCAUGGUCGUACGAUAGCAAGGCCAUCAAACUUGGUGGCUCGAACCGCACUGUUAUCUCCAAUAUGACCAAUAUCGAUCAGGUUACUCGCACAUUGACCAUGUCGAGCAAAAUUCCCGGUACUCUACUAGUCUCGCAAGGUAGUGCCUCUGACGAAGAUCAGAAUUCGCUCGACAAGCAAUCUGGCCAUUCUCAGAUCCGCAGCUUUGAUCUCACAAAGCACACCGAUUCUGCGUAUAGCUUCACUGAUGGCGAUUUGAUCGGCUGGGGUCUCCGCAACUCCGUCGGUGUUGCAGAGCACCCAACCACUGGCGGUAUCUGGUCUGUCGAAAACUCGGUAGACAACCUGAUCCGCAACAAUGUCGAUCUCCACGCCGACAACCCAGGCGAAGAGCUCAACUAUCACGGCUUGGUUGAUAAAGCGGACGAUAAAGACCGCGGUCGGAAUUUUGGCUUCCCCUACUGUUUCACAGUCUGGGGCACCAAGAACAUUACCGACCUUGGAAAUCUAAAUGUUGGCGAUCAAGUUCCUGAUGGCCUUGGUCCCAAGGAUAUCACGGAUGGCGUAUGCAACUCACAAUAUGCUGCACCCGUCCUUGCUCUCCAGCCUCACUCCGCACCGCUGGAUAUCAAGUUUAACAAGGAUGGCUCAACAGCCUACAUCUCGUUUCACGGCAGCUUCAACAGCCCCAACCCUGUCGGCUAUCGCAUCGCUUCCAUCUCUUUCAAGGAUGGUAAGCCUAUUGCUGCACACUCGAGCACUGACGCUGCCAAAGAUGUGAUUACCGCUGCCGACUUGUCAAAAUGCACCAAGCCAGCCAACUGCCUGCGUCCUGUAGGCCUGGCCCUCGAUGCCAAAGGUCGUCUUUGGUUCUCCUCUGAUAGCGGUGAGAUUUUCGUCAUGCAAAAAGACCCCAACGCCAGUGAUGGUAAGGGCAGUACUGGUACGAUGUUACAUCCCGGUUGGGUUACUGUCUCGUUGGCGGUCAUUCUAGCGUCAUUUAUUCUUGUAUAAAUCCAUUUUUAUUGUCCAUAGUUUUCAAUUUGGGGCCACGAUUAGACAUAUAGAGCCAUUUUUAUCAUGUCGAAUAUCGGCUUGCUUUCAAAUGUUUUUAUUUACUUCAUUAUGACUAGUGCAUGAUUGCUAAACGCCCUCUAAGAGCAGCAUCUAAUCAACCCUCGCCAUUUUCGUCUUUUAUUUUUAAACUCGCGAACCGUUUGUUUCAUCCAACUCUUACUCAGCAAUGGUCUUGACAUUCUCCCAUUCGCCACGGAGAUUCUCCUUCCACAGUGAUACCUUGUUGUCGGCGCCACUAACGGCAAGAACGUUGCCACUCAGCGACCAGCUUACGCGCCAGACGGGUGUUUCGAAUUCAAGAACCUUAAAGUCCCACUUGCUCGGGCUGCCAGCUGUCGAGUCGCUAGUCCAGAUGCGAACGGUUUUGUCUUGUGAGGCGGAAGCAAUGUAUGACUUCUUAAGGACCGUAGGUGACCAUGCAACGUCACGAACCCAGUCUGAGUGGCCGGUCAGAGCCUCACCUUCCUGCUUGUAGGACUGCGAGGCGGCGUCAAAUGUCCAAAUCUUGAGCACGUUAUCGCUGCCGCCAGUGACAAAGCGGCGGUUUCCAACGGAACUGGGGCUGGGAGAGCUGCUGACGAUGCUACCCGGGGCGGUUGCGGGUGCCCAGGAGACAGAGUUCACACCGAGACCAUGAGCUGGGAAGGUGGUGUGGUCGACACUAGCAUCCUUGAAUUCAAGAACGCUAACAUUGCCGUCGGAAGAUGCGCAGGCAAGAAGGCAUCCAGCCUCAUGAGGAGCCCAGGCUACAACAUUUACUGAAGCCUUGUGCAACGGGAAGUCGUAGAUGCGCUGCCAUUGGCUGUUUUGGGCUCCCUGUUCCUUCCAGAUGAAGACCUUGCCGUCGUA
[Torrubiella] hemipterigena is the source of this 2618-nucleotide messenger RNA. NCBI's taxonomy places the organism in Eukaryota, Fungi, Ascomycota, Sordariomycetes, Hypocreales, Clavicipitaceae. The record is from the annotation of a GenBank genome assembly.